Messenger RNA from Yamadazyma tenuis ATCC 10573, 3166 nucleotides. The record is from RefSeq and is a predicted model, not a curated record. Lineage: Eukaryota; Fungi; Ascomycota; Pichiomycetes; Serinales; Debaryomycetaceae.
CUAUAUUGAGUAAAUCAUCCUCGCAAAUAGUAGGCACAGCAUCGUCUCAAGCAAGGAAUAAUACAUAUAACCCUGGUGGAGUUAUCACGUUGUGUUAUAUAUAUUGUUUCUGUGGUUGAAACAUUUAGCAUUUUGUGGGUGUUUUUAUAAACUGUUAGUGGUUGAUUUAGUGGGCCAUUACACGUCUCUAGCUGUUUUGAAACUUAGUGAAAAAAAAUACUCGAGAAAUUACAACCUCGACUCUUUCUGUCUUUUUGGAUACAUUGCAUUAAUACAUAGUCCAUUCUAGUGCCUGGCCCGUGUUUCCAAACGUCUGCUGCCAUAGCUACUAGCAUCACCAAAAAAACAAGGGAUUUUCCCGCUGUCAUUUUGCAUUUUUCCUUCCUUCUGCUUUUACUAGCCAGAUGAAAACAGCAUUCUUCUUGUGCUACUUGGCGUCCUAUGCUUUGGGGCUCCACCCCGUCAAGGACUUUCGGGUCAGCGACUUGAAGGUUUCAUCAUCCAAACAACGUGUGGUUUCGGCCAACUCCAACGCUGUUUCCUAUAAAAAAGCCGACGAUACCGAAAACGAACUCAGCGUCGUGGGGUCUGCCACCGCUACCGUCGUUACCACCAGCUCCUUGCCAAGCUCGGCACCCACGAUCGCCUUAAACGCCGACGUCCAGAUGGUUUUUUCCGAUACCACCAAAUCCAUCUACUAUUUGACGAGUCAGGUGAUCGACAACAACACGAAUUAUAAUGAGACAUUCCAAUUAUUGUUGGACACCGGCAGCUCUGUGUCCUGGGUGUAUAACGAAUCGUGCACGUCGGAUGCAUGCACGCAGCAGACGGUGAACAAGUUUGAUGACUUUAGCCAAAAUUUGCACAUUCUUUCCGAUUUUCUGUUGACGUACAGCGGACAAAGCGUCUCGGGAGACUUGAUCAAUGGGAAGGAUAACGACAUCAAAUUGGUAUUCAGCAACUUCGAACUCUCCAACUUUACGUUCGGUAUUGCCAGCACCGUCCCUGAUUUGUUUGACGGGUUUAACGUCAGUGGUAUUUUGGGGAUUCCCUCGUCCACCGCCAAAGGCGACGACAAAAACUUGAUUUACCAAUUGAACCAGGGUCAGUUAAUCGACCUGCAAAUGUUUGGCUUGUCAUUGGUGUCGUCGAACCAGACGGUUGAGUACACCGAUGACGACGGUAAUGUGUUGUCGUUACCAUCCAACUAUGGAGGGUUGAUUGUGUUUGGAUCCAAGGCCAUCGAUGACCAGUCCAACUUCAUCGAGUCCGGCUCCAACAUCUCCUUCACCCCCAUCGUUGAGAACGACAACGACUAUUGGUUGAUCGACUUGAAAAACAUCCAGGUCGACAACGGUACAGUUGUUAAAGCAUUGAAUUCGUCUGACUCUUCACGUAAAACCAUCAUCGAUACUGGGACCACUGGAUUUGUGUUGCCGUUGACGGAUGCCAAUACUCUCCAUGAGAAGUUGUUUGGAAGCGACUUAGUCACCGAUAACAAUGGUAAUUAUGCUUUUCCUUGCGAUGCUGAAGAUCAGAAGUUCACCUUCACCAUCAACGACCACGACUUUGAAAUCAGCGUCAGUGACUUCAAAGGUGAGCAGUACACCACCCAGGGAUUGACCGGAAACUGUGCGUCGAUGAUUCAGGGAUUGAAUUCCCAGCACUGGGUGUUUGGAGCCGCUUUCUUGUCGAAGUUCUACACGGUGUUUGACUUGGAUGCCAACCGAAUCGGCUUUGGGGAUGCUAGAAUCACCAGCUAUUCAUUGCAGCAGAGCAAUUCCGCCGGCACAUCGGCUGUAUACACGGGUGCUAUUACGAACUCGUCGGUGAGCUCCACCAGCACUAGAUCUGGAUCGAGCAUCGUCUCCACCUCAUCCUCAUCCAUAUCCUCACAUUCACAUUCUAACAACUCCACAUCAUCGACUGAUGAUGAUAAUGAAUCUCAUAACAGCGGGGCUGUUGUGGCCUACUCUGGACUCACUCUUCUCAUGUCAUUAAUUCUGCACAUUGUUUUAUAGAUAAUCGUAAUACCCCAUGGAAUUGUAUUUGCAAAUUUAAUAAAUAUAUACAAAAGUUUGUUCAUGUUAUUACCGUCAACCAGCUUAACACCGCAUACAUCAAUGCUACUGGGUAUACCGCAAGUAACACUCGGCCGGGUAAAACCCCCGAGCAUUUCAAACUCAACACUCCAGAGUAAAUACUCCAACAACAUAAUACAAGCAUCAAUGCCAAUCUCACAAGUUUCCAGGAGAUUAAUAGAGAGCACAACACUUCACCAAUGGUGAUGGGGAACAUGGAAUAUCCCACAGCACUUAUGGCAGACAUAAACGAGAUGUUCCCUCCAAGUAAUUGAAUAUUUAAACCUAUUAUCACAUAGAAGAUCCACAUGAAGCUGAACGACCCCGAAAACACCGAGUUUGUUUGCUUGGUGCUGCUGGACAUUCCCAACACCACCGAAUAGACUAACGAAAAGAUCAAGGGGCCCCAGAGAUCCCAGUCCAAGUUGUUUAAUUCUAUAUUUUCAAAGGUGUUGAUAUUCUCCAAGUCUUCUUCGUUACCAACAGAAAUCCGUCUUUCUCUGAUGAUCAGCUCCGGGAUGUUGACACCAUUCCUCUGAGCAAAAUCCACGAGUUUACUUUGUUGUCUCUUCGCCAACUUGGCUAAUUGAAUUGGCCAGAUCACAAUAGUCAACCGCUUCCAAAUCUUCAACAAAUCUCUGGAUAAUGUCGUCAAGACCGGCUCAUCGAGUGUGUCACCUCCGGUAUAUUGGUGCUCUCUGACAGUGUUGUUGAAUGCAUUGGAGGUGGUGAAUGGAGUGAAAGUAGAAGACAAAUCUACCUUCAUAUUCCAAGGAAUUGACGAGAACAUUGUAUCGGAUGCAUUUUGGGAGGGUCCAGACGCAGUCGCCUGGGGAGUUGAUUUGGGGGAUGCUUGUGGUUUACUUGUGACAGGAACUUCUUCAUCGGGGAUGAUGAAGUCGUCGAUAUCGUUUUCCGAGUAACUUGGUUGGUUCCAGGAGCCAGACAUUUGAAGUUCAAAAUGUUUAUUUGUCGCGAACUGGUUUAGAUAAGUAGAAAAGGUGGUUAACAAACCGGGGAAAUUCCAGAAAUGGGAAAGCUCUGUUGGGCAGGGAGAGUAGAAAGUGUGAAGAGUGAGGCAUGUA